GUCUUUAGCCCUUUGAUUUUUUUUGGCAUGCUUGUGAAUUUGCUUUUCUUUUUUAAAAUCCCCCUUAUUAUAGAUUUGUAUAGAUUUGGUUGAAGUCACAGAUGCCAUAUUCUUCAUCUUUAUAAUGCAAGUUUUCUUUCCAGGUAGAAGGACAAGAAAAUAAUGAGCCAAUGCCAUAGAAACGCAAAGGGUUAAAGGUUUUUCUUUUACUUUUGUUUUGGGUACGCUUUCUAUACUUUGAACAAAUGUGUUUUUCUGCUCAAAAUACUUUCAAACUAUUGAAAGUUUUCAUUCCAAAUCCUAGACAUUUAGGCUUGUUACUUUUGAGGAACUGUUUCUCACGUUAGAGCUCCCCUGUAUUGCUCUAAAUAUAGUUUAGUAAAUGCACCUACUUUGCUCUAAGCAUACUUAAAGUUAACAGAAAAGUAUGUAUACAAAAAGACUUUGAUAUUUUUAAUAGUUGGAGUCUGUUUUGGUAAUUUUAGUGUGCAGGUCAGCACAAGGGGCAUAGUGAGCCUGAUGGAAGCUUUCCUCAGGUGAGUGAGUUUCAAAAGCAGAAUUAGGUGCCUGUUUCUUAGAAUAGAUUCUGCUGCAGGUUACAAAUUAGACUUUCAGCCUGCAUGAAUUAGUAGGGAUAUUCUUUUUUUACUUGCAUAAUUGUAAUUGAUUUAAACAUGUAUGUCAGAAUUCACAGGCCCAUACUAACUGUCCUUAAUUUCUUUCCUACAGCAGUACUGCUAUAUGCCAGUCCUGUCUGCAUUCUUAAGGGUGCAGUUCAACACAUCCUCUCUAGAUUAUGGUGAAAAAGUAUUCCAAAGGAAGUCUUAUCAGAGCUAGUGUCAGAAAGAAUGACACUAUCAAUUGGGCAUGAUCUUCAGCAUAGGAAAUGUCUUAGAAUUUUAUUAUUUUUUCCUAAAUUUUGAUGCUAUACUACUUGUAUAGCAAAUUAUCACAUUACUAAAACACAGUGUGCCUCUUUGAGUCUUAUUAUGUACUGUUUGGGCUUCUUUAAGAUAUUUUGAAGUUUGAAAAGCAAAUACUGAAACUUUGACCAAGAGACUAACACAUCUCUUUGUAUACCACUUUUCUCCUGUGUGCAACAUAACUGGUAGAAGUAAUAUAUUUCAAGUAAUGUAUUUCCAGAUGUAAUUUAUACUUUCUAAGAAAAUAAAAAUGUUUUGGAGUCAACAAAACUUACAAAGAAUGAAGCCCUUUUUAGUAACAUGGGAUCAGAAUCAGAUCACAGGUGUAUUUUUAAAAGUCAGAUUUUCUAAACGAUAACUUUUAGAACAUUGUAUGGAGAACUUAUCUAGUUAUAGUUAUUUGUAGUCAGGAUUUUAACAGCUUGCAACAGGUAAUGUUUUGAAUAUAAAUAUCUUUCCAAAGUGUUACUAAUGGUAAAGAGAUAAUUUUCUAGGCUUCUAUUCUGCUGCUUGAAGUCAGAACUGCUGAUGGAGACAAAGGCACGAAAGUGUACGUAUUCCGGAUUAGCAACCCAGGAACCCAUCACUACUGAAGACUCUAAACUGUGCUGUCAUUUUGUUUUUAUAUGCAUUAAAAUAUUUGUUUUAAACUGCCGUAGAUAUGUUUGUGUUCAAACAGGUUAAAUUGAUCAGCAAACUCAAUAAAAAGUAAGAUGUAUAAUUAUUAAAGUUUUCCAUCAAAAAAUAAAUUAAAUGAUUAUGGAAUAACAUAAUAUUAGAGCAGGGAAAAUAAAUCAGUUGAACCUAAUUGUCUUUUAUUUAUUGUACUCUUGUCCUGUUGCUGUUCUUUUCUGCAGGAGGGAAGACCCCUGAUCCUAAAAUGAAUGCUAGGACUUACAUGGAUGUAAUGCGAGAACAGCAUUUAACCAAAGAAGAGAGAGAAAUUAGGCAGCAGCUAGCAGAAAAAGCUAAAGCUGGAGAACUAAAAGUUGUCAAUGGAGCAGCAGCGUCCCAGCCUCCCUCAAAACGAAAACGUCGUUGGGAUCAAACUGCCGAUCAGACUCCUGGUGCCACUCCCAAAAAGCUAUCAAGUUGGGAUCAAGCAGAGGUUCUUCUGUUAUCAUGAGCUGUCUGAUGCCCUGCAUUGCCCACCACCUGGCUCUGUUCAAACUACCCCUGGCCAUACCCCUUCCUUAAGAUGGGAUGAGACACCAGGUCGUGCAAAGGGAAGUGAGACUCCUGGAGCAACCCCAGGCUCAAAAAUAUGGGAUCCUACACCUAGUCACACACCAGCGGGAGCUGCUACUCCUGGACGCGGCGAUACGCCAGGCCACGCAACACCAGGCCAUGGAGGUGCAACUUCCAGUGCUCGCAAAAACAGAUGGGAUGAGACCCCCAAAACAGAACGAGAUACUCCUGGGCAUGGAAGUGGAUGGGCUGAGACUCCUCGAACAGAUCGAGGUGGAGAUUCAAUUGGUGAAACACCAACUCCUGGAGCCAGUAAACGGAAGUCCCGUUGGGACGAAACACCAGCUAGUCAGAUGGGUGGAAGCACUCCUGUUCUGACGCCUGGAAAGACACCGAUUGGCACGCCAGCCAUGAACAUGGCUACCCCUACUCCAGGUCAUAUAAUGAGUAUGACUCCUGAACAGCUUCAGGCUUGGAGGUGGGAAAGAGAAAUUGAUGAGAGAAACCGCCCACUUUCUGAUGAAGAAUUAGAUGCCAUGUUUCCAGAAGGAUAUAAGGUACUUCCCCCUCCAGCUGGUUAUGUUCCCAUUCGAACUCCAGCUCGAAAGCUGACGGCCACUCCAACGCCUUUGGGUGGUAUGACUGGUUUCCACAUGCAAACUGAAGACAGAACAAUGAAAAGUGUUAAUGACCAACCAUCUGGAAAUCUUCCAUUUUUAAAACCUGAUGAUAUUCAGUACUUUGAUAAACUUUUGGUUGAUGUUGAUGAAUCAACACUUAGUCCAGAGGAGCAAAAAGAGAGAAAAAUAAUGAAGCUGCUUUUAAAAAUUAAGAAUGGAACACCUCCAAUGAGAAAGGCCGCAUUGCGUCAGAUUACUGACAAAGCUCGUGAAUUUGGAGCUGGUCCUUUGUUUAAUCAGAUUCUUCCUCUACUGAUGUCUCCCACACUUGAGGAUCAAGAGCGUCACUUACUUGUGAAAGUUAUUGAUCGAAUAUUAUACAAACUUGAUGACUUAGUUCGACCAUAUGUGCACAAGAUCCUUGUGGUCAUCGAACCAUUGCUGAUUGAUGAAGAUUACUAUGCUAGAGUGGAAGGUCGAGAGAUUAUUUCUAAUUUGGCAAAGGCUGCUGGUCUGGCUACUAUGAUCUCUACCAUGAGACCUGAUAUAGAUAACAUGGAUGAGUAUGUUCGUAACACAACAGCUAGAGCUUUUGCUGUUGUAGCCUCUGCCCUGGGCAUUCCUUCACUGUUGCCCUUCUUAAAAGCUGUGUGUAAAAGCAAGAAGUCCUGGCAAGCGAGGCACACUGGUAUUAAGAUUGUGCAGCAGAUAGCUAUUCUUAUGGGCUGUGCCAUCUUGCCUCAUCUCAGAAGUUUAGUUGAAAUCAUUGAGCAUGGUCUUGUGGAUGAGCAACAGAAAGUUCGGACCAUUAGUGCUUUGGCCAUUGCUGCCUUGGCUGAAGCAGCAACUCCUUAUGGUAUUGAAUCUUUUGAUUCUGUGUUAAAGCCUCUAUGGAAGGGUAUCCGUCAACACAGAGGAAAGGGUCUGGCUGCUUUCUUAAAGGCUAUUGGGUAUCUUAUUCCUCUUAUGGAUGCAGAAUAUGCCAACUACUAUACUAGAGAAGUGAUGUUAAUCCUUAUUCGAGAAUUUCAGUCACCUGAUGAAGAAAUGAAGAAAAUCGUGCUGAAGGUGGUAAAGCAGUGUUGUGGAACAGAUGGUGUAGAAGCAAACUACAUUAAAACAGAGAUUCUUCCUCCUUUUUUUAAACACUUCUGGCAACACAGAAUGGCUUUGGAUAGAAGAAAUUACCGACAGUUAGUUGAUACUACCGUGGAGUUGGCAAACAAAGUAGGUGCAGCAGAAAUUAUAUCCAGGAUUGUGGAUGAUCUGAAAGAUGAAGCUGAACAGUACAGAAAAAUGGUGAUGGAGACAAUUGAGAAAAUUAUGGGCAACUUGGGAGCAGCAGAUAUCGAUCAUAAACUUGAAGAACAGCUGAUUGAUGGUAUUCUUUAUGCUUUCCAAGAACAGACAACAGAGGACUCUGUAAUGUUGAAUGGCUUUGGCACAGUGGUCAAUGCUCUUGGCAAACGAGUCAAACCGUACUUGCCCCAGAUCUGUGGUACAGUUUUGUGGCGUUUAAAUAACAAAUCAGCGAAAGUUAGGCAACAGGCAGCUGACUUGAUUUCUCGAACUGCUGUUGUCAUGAAGACUUGUCAAGAGGAAAAAUUGAUGGGGCACUUGGGUGUUGUUUUGUAUGAGUAUUUGGGUGAAGAGUACCCUGAAGUAUUGGGCAGCAUUCUUGGAGCACUGAAGGCCAUUGUAAAUGUAAUAGGUAUGCAUAAGAUGACCCCACCAAUUAAAGAUCUCCUGCCUAGACUCACCCCCAUCUUAAAGAACAGGCAUGAAAAAGUACAAGAGAAUUGUAUUGAUCUUGUUGGACGUAUUGCUGACAGGGGAGCUGAAUAUGUGUCUGCAAGAGAAUGGAUGAGGAUUUGUUUUGAGCUUCUGGAGCUCUUAAAAGCUCACAAAAAAGCUAUUCGUAGAGCUACAGUCAACACAUUUGGUUAUAUUGCAAAGGCCAUUGGCCCUCAUGAUGUAUUGGCUACACUCUUAAACAACCUCAAAGUUCAGGAAAGGCAGAACAGAGUUUGUACCACUGUAGCAAUAGCUAUUGUCGCUGAAACAUGUUCGCCUUUCACGGUACUACCUGCCUUAAUGAAUGAAUACAGAGUCCCUGAGCUGAAUGUUCAAAAUGGAGUGUUAAAAUCCCUUUCCUUCUUAUUUGAAUAUAUUGGUGAGAUGGGAAAGGACUACAUUUAUGCUGUAACACCAUUACUUGAAGAUGCUUUAAUGGAUAGGGACCUUGUACACAGACAGACCGCUAGCGCAGUGGUGCAACACAUGUCACUUGGGGUUUAUGGAUUUGGUUGUGAAGAUUCACUGAAUCACUUGUUGAACUAUGUAUGGCCCAAUGUGUUUGAGACCUCACCCCAUGUAAUUCAGGCAGUUAUGGGAGCCCUGGAGGGCCUGAGAGUUGCUAUUGGACCAUGUAGAAUGUUACAGUACUGUUUACAGGGUUUGUUUCACCCGGCCCGGAAAGUCAGAGACGUGUACUGGAAAAUUUACAACUCCAUCUACAUUGGUUCCCAGGAUGCUCUCAUAGCACAUUACCCAAGAAUCUACAAUGAUGAUAAGAACACCUAUAUUCGUUAUGAACUCGACUAUAUCUUAUAACUUUAUUGUUUAUUUUGUGUUUAAUGCACAGCUGUUUCACCUCUUAAACUUGCUUCGAUUUGGUGAUGUAAACUUUUAAACAUUGCAGAUCAGUGUAGAACUGGUCAUAGAGGAAGAGCUAGAAAUCCAGUAGCAUGAUUUUUAAAUAACCUGUCUUUGUUUUUGAUGUUAAACAGUAAAUGCCAGUAGUGACCAAGAACACAGCGAUUACACACACUAUACUGGAGGGAUUUCAUUUUUAAUCAUCUUUAUGAAAACUUAGAAUUCAUUCCUUGUGUUUAAAGGGAAUGUUUAAUUGAGAAAUAAACAUUUGUGUACAAAAUGCUAACUUGUGUGUGUUUUUUGAACAUGACUUGUAAAAUGCGGAACUUUGAUAACGUAUUGGUUUGUGUAGAGUAAGCGGCUUAAUUUUAUUUUCUGUUACCUGGUUUAUAGAAAGUAGUUAGCAGAAUAUAAACUAUAUAAAGUGAUGGUAUCUUUGUCAAAUUCCAUUGUUCUGUUGAUAAUGACAUCAAGAAGACUAGUAGCUUUGGAGGUGUUCACCUCAAAUUAGCACAACUGUCCCAUCACCAUAGAGAAUAUAGCACCUUUGCUAACCUGUCUUGAAUAAUACUAUUUUGCACUUACAUAGCGCCUUUCAUCUCUUGAUUUCUCAAAAUGCUUUAUGAACAUGUUAAGGAGAAAUGAUUCAAGUCCUGUUUAACUCUUGAGUCUGUUUAGAAAGUGGGGAAUGUAUCUUUACUUUGAAACUGCUUUCUACCUAAGUAUUGCUAAUAGAAUAAGACAAUCUUUGGGCUCUUUCCCAUGUCAUAAGCCAGUACUCAACAAUGUAUUCAGUAAAUACUUGUUGAAUACCUACUGUAUACCAGCCACUGUGCUUAGUGUGGGGGAUGCAAAGGUGCUUUUGACCUGCCCCUUGCCCUUAAGAAAUGCAAUAUAAUGGAAAAGGGAAGACACAUCUAGUUGCAUAUUACUCAUGUGCUGUGAUACUACACACUGGCAGCAGCUGAAAUGUCUAGGUUUAUGUAAAUGGAUCUGUAGAUGUCAACCAUAAGUUGGAAACCAUUUAAUUUUAGAGGAACCAAACAUUAAGGUAGUGCUUACCAUGUUUUGGCAACUACUUAUAUUUUCAGUUUUUCCUAGAAAUUUCCUGACCAAAAAUUUCUUCGUUUUAGUCCUUUACCCAUAGCAGUUUUACCUCCUUAUUUUAAUACUUUGGUGAACUCGAAUGGGAAAUGAGAUUCUGCAGCUGAGUAAAUACGGGAUGGCUUUGCUACUCUAAGUAAAACUGUUAACACUGCGACUAGGGGUCUGUGCCUCUAGCUGUUAACACCCUGUGUUGGAGGCUUACAUGACCUUUUGUAAUUGGCUGACUUUUACAAAAUUAAUACUGAGCAGUAAGGGACUCUUCAGGCAGAAAGUUGUAACUCCUUACUGUUCCUUGUGUAAUGUUGUGACAACGUGUCAGUGUGUCCUAAAACAAUUUUCCAGAUCCCCUUUUUAUUCUUGAAAGUUUUUGUAACAGUAGCCCCCCUGUAACUUUACAUUUUGCUAUUCUUUGUAGUUAAUAUCAAAUGACGUUCAGUAAUUUCUAAUCAUGAAAACUGAAGAAAAUGGUUUCAAGCCAGAAUUUGGUUUUAAACCGGUCUUGAAAAAAUUUAGUUACAGUUUCACUUCAAGUAGUUGAGUAACUUCAAUUUGCUUGGGCCUUACUAUUUAUGGAAAAUAUAUUUGCUUUGUAGUGGCAAAAUGGAGCAAAGGAGACUGCUUUAUAUGACUUUUACUGAUGGCAAAUAAUCUGAAGACAGGUGAAGGAAAUACAGCUAUGACCUUAAAGGAUGGGACCAAAUAGAGGCUCAUAGACGUUUGGAUAAUUUUAUAUCCUUAUUAUUGAACAAGGAAAGCAUUUUGUGAUAUACCCAUGUGAAAGACGCUAUGUGAAGUUUUAACUCGUUCAAAGACUUUUUCUUUCUCUCUUUUGGUGUUUCUUAAAGCCAAACUUAAGCAGGAAGAAAAUGUUCUUAAGGGGUGACUGGGUGGGUUUUUCUGUGGGCUUUUGUUGGUUUCUCUGUGGGCCCUCUAAUGGAAUUGAUCUCUUUGGCUGUUCAAUUUUUUCAUACUGUAUUUUUAAAAUUUGUUGUACGGUGCCCUGUGAGCAUCAAGUACCACCAGAUGAAUAAAACUUACUAUAUCUAAA
Messenger RNA from Suricata suricatta (meerkat), 7541 nucleotides. RefSeq names its product splicing factor 3b subunit 1 (gene SF3B1). Lineage: Eukaryota; Metazoa; Chordata; Mammalia; Carnivora; Herpestidae. Gene Ontology annotation, biological process: spliceosomal complex assembly. The record is from RefSeq and is a predicted model, not a curated record. Gene Ontology annotation, molecular function: mRNA binding. Bases 1919 to 5344 code for a protein of 1141 amino acids. The transcript has 22 exons. Gene Ontology annotation, cellular component: U12-type spliceosomal complex; U2-type prespliceosome; U2 snRNP.